Messenger RNA from Neoarthrinium moseri, 1116 nucleotides. RefSeq lists its product as uncharacterized. The record is from RefSeq and is a predicted model, not a curated record. The transcript has 4 exons. Bases 1 to 1116 code for a protein of 371 amino acids. NCBI's taxonomy places the organism in Eukaryota, Fungi, Ascomycota, Sordariomycetes, Amphisphaeriales, Apiosporaceae.
AUGCGCUCAGUCUACUCCUUUGCUUUGGCGGCUCUGACCGGCCUCUCGGCCGCUCUAAGCACAUUCGAGCACAACUUGCUCUUCCAGCCGCCAGAGAACUACACAGACCCGCGAACAUUAUAUGCCCGCACUGUUCAACUGAGCGAUGGUAGUCUCCUGGCGACGUGGGAGAACUACUCUCCCGAACCACCGCCGGUCUGGUUCCCUAUUUAUCAGUCUCUCGACGAUGGUGUCACUUGGGCCGAGAUCUCCAGAGUAGAGGACCAAGUCUAUGGCUUCGGUCUCCGUUACCAGCCGUUCUUGUACGAGCUCCCACAGGCGUUUGGUGAUUACGAGGCGGGAACUAUCCUCGCGUCUGGAAGUGCCAUCCCCACCGACCUGAACCAGACCAACAUCGAGGUCUAUGCCUCGCGGGACAAGGGAGUCACUUGGGAGUUUGUAUCGCACAUCGCCCAUGGAGGUGUUGCACUACCGAACAACGGCGAAACUCCAGUUUGGGAACCUUUCAUCCUCACUUACGACAACACUCUCAUCGUAUACUAUUCAGAUCAGAGAGACGAAAGAUAUGGGCAGAAGCUGGUGCACCAGACAACAACUGACCUCGUGAACUGGUCUGACGUCGUUGACGACGUGGCAUACCCGACCUACACCGACCGUCCUGGUAUGCCGAUCCUCACACUACUUCCCAAUGGGUCGUACUUCUAUGUCUUCGAGUACGGUGGUGGCCCGGCCAUUGCCGACUAUACCUUCCCCAUCUACUACCGCAUUGUCGACGACCCCCGCGAGAUCGCCGGCGCGGCCGAUCACUACAUCAGCGUCGGUGGCAACAUCCCUGUCAGCAGCCCGUACGUCGUUUGGUCGUCAGUCGGCGGUGAUGACGGCAGCAUCAUCGUAAGCUCCGGCCGACAGCCCCUGUACAUCAACCGAGCCCUCGGCGACCCAAAUGCUUGGGAGGAGUACCAGAUUUCACAACCGGCCGCUUACACCCGGCACUUGAGAGUCUUUGAGCAGGACGACGAUUACCUGUUGGUCAUGGGUGCGGGUGUAUUACCGCCAAGCACCACAAACAAUGUCACAGCCAGUGUCUACCGGGUUUCGGAGAUUCUGGGGCUAUAA